Molecule: messenger RNA, 1841 nt
Organism: Helianthus annuus (common sunflower)
Lineage: Eukaryota; Viridiplantae; Streptophyta; Magnoliopsida; Asterales; Asteraceae
Exons: 7
Coding region: 150-1841 (563 amino acids)
Source: RefSeq, a predicted model, not a curated record
UGACCAUCACUUUCCCAUUUUCAAACCAAUUCUCCACGUUGGAGCAAAGCAAAGGAGUAGAAGACCGCAACUUUCAACAUCCGAAAGAUCGUUGACUCUUCCGGGACCACUAAUCUGACUUCUUCGACAAUAAUUUUGGGCCCCCCACUAUGGACUUCAACCGACACGAGAACAUGCCGAAUGAUUUCGAGAAUAUUCCAAACGACCAAGAGAUGCAAGAUGCUUUCAUGGACCCCCCUUUGUGCCCGCAAAUAACUAUUAAAGUACGAGAGAAGUGGUUGGUUUUAAAAAAUUUGCGUGAAGUGAUGACUCCGGCGGUUGAAACAGCUAUUAGGCAGACUUGUUUCGGUCCAUUUUUAGAUAAUAGGUGCACCAUAUGCGAUAGCCUUCUUUUAUAUGGCGUUGCACAACUACAAAUACCGACGCCUUUUCCCCGUAUUGGGAUUUCGUAUAAACUAGGAGGGCAGCUAUUUACAUUCACCCCGAAACAGUUUUGUUUAAUAACGGGGAUACGUUUUGGGCACAGUUCCUGGUCACCUAUAGACCAUCCGAACUCAUUUAGGAACAAAUACUUUGGAGCUGGAUCAACUGUUAAUUUUGGCCAAAUAAUGAACAUGUUCGGGAACAUUAGCCAGUUUAAUGAUGCUGACCGCACGAGGAUAUGCCUUCUAAUGCUAAUCGGUCAAGAUUUUUUGGGUUGGCAAAAAACCAAUGCAGUUGAUAAUAUGAUUUUAGACCUUGUGGAUAACUUAGAAGAAUUCAGACAAUAUCCAUGGGGUAAUUAUUUUUGGGAAAGUACUUAUAGUGCUAUAUACAAUUUGUGCAAUCGGAAAAUGGAUGAAGCUAAAGGUUUUUCUUUAGCUGGAUUUGUGUGGCCGUUCAAGAUGUGGGUGUUGGAGACUUUUCCUCAUUUUAAGAAUUCAAGGGAAUGGUAUCAAUGUGAGACGAUUCCAAGAUUUUUGGGAUGGAAAGAAGGCAAGAAGUUUAUGAGGAGCAGUGUCGAUUCAUUGCUACAAACAGCUGCAAACAAACGUGAAUUUAGGCCGUCUUUGGUUAUAUUGCCAACUCAACAUGAGUUGCAAAGCGCGUGGUAUUUGUCUAGUUCAGAUUAUUUAGACGCUGAACGUCGGAUGUAUGCCAGUGCAAUGCCGGGCGAGAUUCCGGUUGAAAGGGCCACAGAAAUACCCAUUCAAAUGCACACAGAAAUACCCAUUCAAAUGCCCACAGGAUUCACGGGUCAAAAUCAACCAGAAAUGCAGGCCGCCCCAGGUGUCGUCACACAAGAACAGCUUGCGUCUGUAAUGGGGGCUCUGUUUGGUCCCGAUGGGACGAAUGAAGGUUAUAAUCCGACAACGGAUCGAGAUGAGAUUCCACAACAGAAUUUUGUUCCCCCCACGACCCCGUUUCGAUCAAAUUACGAGAAUGAUCUGAUUUCACAGUUUAAAUCAGUCUUGGACGAGAGGCUGCUAGAGAACAACCGGAGACUUACCAAUAUGUUCAUGGGAGAGUUUUCUCAAUCAUAUCGAUGUUCUCCAAAGCAAAAAACGGUCAGGACUCCGGUGACCGUACGAACACCAAAAGAAGAGGCACACACUCAGAGUGAUAAUGCUGUUGCCGAUUCAUUUAUCAAUUACGAUAAUGCCUACCACGUCUCUAUGAGCCCGAUGGUGAAUGAAGAUUUUAAUGAGGAUCCUGAAAUAAUCAAACUGAGACGAUCCGAAAGGCUUGUAAAGCCCGCAGCAGCUGUGCUAUCCCCGUAUGUGGCUUACAAAAGAUUGAAAGAUAGAAAAGCCAAAAGCACUGGUAUCCAAAUUGCGGCAGUAAACAUCUUUCCCUACUAG